AUGGCCGGCCACAAAUCAGAAGAGAAGCGCUCCAAGAAGCAGAAGAAGUCGGACGAGAAGAAGAGGCCCCGCGACGAAGAUGAGGACGACAAGCAUCGCAAGCACAAGCGCUCCAAGAGCGACGCUGUCGUCGACGAUGGUGCCCAAGACAAAAAGAAGAAGAAAUCAAAGAGGGUCGACGAUGCCGAUAUUGAUGGUGGCCAAGAAGUUGAGGCCAGCAUAAAGAAGGAGAAAAAGAAGAAGUCAAAAAAGCAGAGGCAGGAUGCUGCCGGAAACACCGAGGUCGAGGCCUCAGACGACGCCAAGGAGAAGAAGAAGCGGAAGAAGGAGGCCAAGAAGGCCAAGGCAGCAGCAGAGGUAUCUGAGGAUGGUCAAGACGAGCCAGACCGCAUCCUCCAGGACCAGAUACGCGAAUCGAUGGACAUCGACUCACCGCCCACCACAAACUCAAAAAGCACUUCCUUCCAGCCUCUCGAUACCCCCUCCGAUCCCAAGUUCCCCUUCUUCACACAGGUCAUCUCGCUCUACGUACCUCUAUACCCAAUCGGCUUUGACAAGCCCAUCUCCAGCGUCGGCGAGCAACACCUGGCACCGAUGCUCAAUCACUACUCCCCGCUGCUCGGCGGUGUUCUCCUCGCCUACCGCAACGUCGGGCUGUCCGAGAGGGCAAUAAGGCCGGACCCCAAGAACCCGCCGACAGACAAGACGCCCGCCGUCCUCGCUUCGAUAGAUGAGUACGCCGUCGGCUUCGGGUGGCUGACGGCCGACGUCGACCUCUUCGUGCCGAGCCGCGGCGCCUGGCUGGAGGGCAACGUCAACCUGCAGACCGAGGGCCACAUCGGCGUCGUCUGCUGGGACAAGUUCAACGCCAGUAUAGAGGCCAAGCGCAUGCCGCGCGGGUGGAGGUUCAUCGAUCUUGUCGGCGGCCAGCAGGAGGCGGCGGCACCAGAUGCAGCAGCCGAGCAAGACCCCUUUGAGGACGAGGAGAACGGCGAACCCGAGGUCGAACAGAUGCACGCCACGGGCUACUGGGUCGACGCCGCGGGCCGCCGCAUCAAGGGCAAGCUGCGCUUCCGCAUCAAGAACUUUGACGUGGGCAUCGCCGGCGACCACGGCUACCUCAGCAUCGAGGGCACGAUGCUGACCGAGGACGAGGAGCGGGAUCUGGCGGCGGAGGAGAGGGAGGCGGAGCGGCGGCGCAAGCUCAAGACCGGCGGCCCUAAGAGGGAAGCGAGGCGGGCGCCGGCGUUCAGCGUCACCAACUUUGGCCGGGAGGACCAGCAGGAGGACAGCAUGCAGAAGCAAGAGGUGUACAAGGGCAGCAGACCGGGUACGCCGGACGACUAA
Molecule: messenger RNA, 1347 nt
Organism: Thyridium curvatum
Lineage: Eukaryota; Fungi; Ascomycota; Sordariomycetes; Thyridiales; Thyridiaceae
Exons: 1
Coding region: 1-1347 (448 amino acids)
Biological process (GO): DNA-templated transcription initiation
Cellular component (GO): RNA polymerase I complex
Source: RefSeq, a predicted model, not a curated record